GUUGAAUCCAAAAUAAGUCCUAUGCGCAUCGCACUUCAACUCUUGGCUAUUGAUUUGUUAUCUUUUCAUCUAUAUGCAGUUUUGGUUACUCACUCACCCAGUGUAGGUACUCUCUAUUAUAGUUUCCUUAUACAAAUUCUAUUAUAAGAUAAUUGAACAAUUUAUCCAUAAAAGCCUCAAUUUAAAUCAUAAUACUUGGGUACUCAUCUACGAUAAUUCGCUCUAUAUUGAUGGUACUAUUGCAAUGGCAACACUAGUUAGACCUAAAAUCGAUCUGGAGGUUGCCAAAAAAGUUGUGUUUGAUUUAUAUGGUUUGAAUGUGACUAGAAUAACGGCUUUGAAUGGCUACGAUGACAAAAAUUUCCAUAUUUUAGUUGCUAAAAAUAUCGAUUGUGAUGGAUAUGUGUUGAAAGUUGUUAAUAAUUUGGAUUCUCUGGAUGAAAAGGCUUUUCAUGCCCAAACUGAGUUGUUGGUGUAUUUGAACAAUAGCGAUAUAAGAUGCUCGAAACCUUUUCCAACUAAAAAUGGAAAACCGUUUGAAAUUAUAUCAUUGCCAUCUGGUAAACAUGUAGUCAGGCUUUUGGAAUAUAUUGCAGGAGAUAUUUUAUUCCAAAUAAAAAAUCCAAAAAAUUAUAUAUUUUUUCAAGUGGGUGUUUUGGCUGCCAAAAUGGAUAAUGCAUUACAGAAAUUUGACCAUCCAGCCUAUCAUAAAACCAUUCCAUGGUGUUUAUCGUCAGCACCGGAUAUUUUAAACUAUCUACAUUCUGUAAAUGAAAAACAGCAAGUUUUGGUAAAACAAACAAUCAACGAGUUUUCUUCAAGAGUACUUAUAAAUGAAGAUAAACUAGAUAAAGGUAUAAUUCAUGGAGAUAUUAAUGAACAAAAUCUAAUAGUCGAAACCGAAAAUGAAAAAACAAAAGUUACAUCAGUUAUAGAUUUUGGAGAUACUCAUUAUUGUUGUUAUCUAUAUGAAUUAGCUUUAGCUAUGAUGUACAUGAUAGUUUUAGCUAAUGACAUUGAGGCUGGAGGCCAUGUUUUAGCCGGAUAUUUAUCUGUAAGGCCAAUGAGAGAGGAGGAUAUCAAUUUAUUGAAGAUUUGUGUAAUGGCAAGAUUUUGUCAAUCACUUGUGCUAGGCGCUCACGCAAGUUUACAAGAUCCUGGAAAUGACUAUGUACUAAUAACAGCUAAAAAAGGUUGGGGCCUUUUGAAACAGCUAGCUGAGGAAAGUGAGGCGGAAGUAUUAAGAAAAUGGAAAAAUAUCUAUUCUUAAUGUAUGACAUGCACGCAGCCAAAAGGCAGUGAGCUCGCUCUAUUUCCCAGAAUGUUCUUUUGCUACCGACCGCCAUACUGAAUAGUCUAAAUUGCAAGUACUUUAUUGUGAUGUAACAAACUUUGAUAUUUUAUCAUUUUAUAAUAAACCUAAGUGUAUUAAUGUGAUUGUUUAAU
Messenger RNA from Ceutorhynchus assimilis (cabbage seed weevil), 1446 nucleotides. NCBI's taxonomy places the organism in Eukaryota, Metazoa, Arthropoda, Insecta, Coleoptera, Curculionidae. The record is from the annotation of a GenBank genome assembly.